This is a messenger RNA of Strongyloides ratti, 1428 nucleotides long. Its product is annotated as Nuclear receptor subfamily 2 group F member 6. NCBI's taxonomy places the organism in Eukaryota, Metazoa, Nematoda, Chromadorea, Rhabditida, Strongyloididae. The record is from RefSeq and is a predicted model, not a curated record. The transcript has 3 exons. Gene Ontology annotation, biological process: regulation of transcription by RNA polymerase II; cell differentiation; anatomical structure development. Gene Ontology annotation, molecular function: zinc ion binding; RNA polymerase II cis-regulatory region sequence-specific DNA binding; nuclear receptor activity. The coding region runs from base 1 to 1428 and encodes 475 amino acids.
AUGGAUAAGAUUGGAGAGAUAACAAAAGAGGAUAAAAAAGAGGAAAACUCAGCUACAAAUACUAAAUAUUUUUUGGAGAAUAAUGAGGAGAAGGAAACAAUUUUUUCAAAAGAAUCAUCUCCAUCUUUGUCGGGUGUUAGUUCAAGUUCAGAUUCUAUUAAUAGUAGUAUUAUAAAAAAAAUUAUAUCUAUAAAUGAAGAUUAUAAUGAUAAAAAUUGUGUUGUAUGUGGUGAUAAAUCAAGUGGUAAACAUUAUGGUCAAUAUUCAUGUGAGGGUUGUAAAAGUUUUUUCAAAAGAAGUAUUAGAAGAAGUGUAAGUUAUAUUUGUAGAGGUAACAAGAAUUGCAGUAUUGAUAUUAAUCAUAGGAAUCAAUGUCAAUUUUGUAGAUUAAAAAAAUGUAUUAAAAUGGGAAUGAGGAAAGAAGUUCAAAGAGCUAGAAUUCAAACAAAUUAUACAUAUGCAUAUAAUUUUCCUAUUCCAACAAGGCAUGGAUCAAAUUAUUUAAUGAAUUCUAUCCUUUCUCCAACUACUUCAACCACCACAGGCGGUGGGGUACCUUUUAUGUCAAUGCCACAAAAUUGUGAAUAUAGACAUAAUGUUGAAGUGAUAAAACAAAUUGUUAAUUCAGAAACAUUUUUUACAAAUUUUCUUUUAACAGUUUCUUUAAAAGAAAAACAAUUAAUGUAUCCAGUGGUUCAUUGGGCUAAAUCACUUGAAUAUUUUAAUUCACUUUGUUUUGAAGAUCAAAUAACUCUUUUAAAAACUAAUUGGUCUUAUGUAUUUCUAUUGAAUUAUUAUUCUUUACCAAUGUGUGGAGUUGAGAUGAAUUCUUUCACCAAUGAUUCAUGUUUAAAAUUUUAUAGAAAUCUUAUUGAUAGAUUACGAGCUUUAAAAUUAGAUAAUGUUGAGAAUGGUUGUAUGAAAGCUUUAUUACUUUUUAAUCAUGAUAAUUAUGAUCUUCUAGAUAUUGAAAAAGUUGAAGUUAUUCAGGAACGGGUAUUAUUUUCAUUUGAAGAGUACGAAAAAAAUAAAGAUAUAUGUGGACAGGAACAUCGUUUUGGAAAAAUUCUUCUCCUUUUAUCAAGUAUAAAAUCAAUGAAAGAAAACUUUAUACAAAAAAAAUUUUUAUCAAAUGUUUUUACAGACUCCUCCUCCUUAGAAACAUUAUUAAGAGAAAUUGUUUUACCAACUGAAAGGCAACCUAACCAAAAUCAAAAUUUUAUUCAAUGUUUUCCAAUAAUAUAUCCACAACCAUUUCCAACAAAUUUUUUUGGAAAUACUUCUUAUCAACCUUUUAAUUCUUAUACUAAUGGUUUACCAUCAACAGUAAAUAUUCAAAAAGAAAGUAUUCCAUUUUCAUUAAUAAAUCAACAAUCAAAUCAUCCUUUUUUAAAUAUUUUUCCAUUAACUUCAACAACACACCUUUAG